Molecule: messenger RNA, 1491 nt
Organism: Venustampulla echinocandica
Lineage: Eukaryota; Fungi; Ascomycota; Leotiomycetes; Helotiales; Pleuroascaceae
Exons: 3
Coding region: 1-1491 (496 amino acids)
Molecular function (GO): oxidoreductase activity
Source: RefSeq, a predicted model, not a curated record
AUGGCACCACUCAUUUCAGCUCAGGAAGUUUCCAAGCACAACAUCUCCGAAGAUCUGUGGAUAGUCGUAGACGAUGCCGUCUACGAUCUCACGGAAUUCGCUCCGGAGCACCCUGGGGGAGCUGCCAUCAUACACCGCUAUGCUGGCCGCGACGCAACGAUAGCCUAUUCCGAAAUCCAUGCCCCAUCCCUCAUUAAGACCUCACUUCCCUCCUCGAAAGCCUUGGGGACUCUCGACCCGGCGAGCAUAACAGAUGAAUGGGCGAAACAUGCACCGUCGAUUUCGUCCUCUUUCUCAUGGGAUGCCAAACCACCCCUCGAUUCGCUGAUCAGCACCUACGAUUUCGUAUCUGCCGCCCGGCAGACUCUCACGCCGAAAACCUGGGCAUUCUACUCAGCUGCAGCGACUGAUCUACAUACCAAAGCGCGCAACAACUCUGCAUAUACAGAUAUUGGAUUACGCCCACAGAUAUUAACGAAUGUGAAGGAUGUGGAUACUCGGACAUCUAUGUUAGGGCAGAAGAUGAGUGUGCCCAUAUUUUGCGCACCUGCUUCAAUGGCGAAGUUAGUACAUACCGAGGGCGAAAAGGAGAUUGCAAGAGGGUGCCGGAAGGCAGGAGUCCCGCAAUGCAUUUCCACAGCCGCAUCAUUCCCUGUUGGUGAGAUUUUUGAGAGUGUCGCUGGAGAGGUGACAUAUGGGGCUCUUGAAGGGGAAACGGAGUUGCCACUUUUCUUCCAAUUGUACGUCGACAAGCAGAGGCACAAGACCGAAGCGUUGUUGAAACAUGUGGAGGAGCUCGGGGCCAAGGGCAUUUUCGUUACUGUUGAUGCACCUGUUCCUGGCAAAAGGGAAGCCGAUGAAAGGGUUAAGGCAGACGAGAACACCAGUACUCCUAUGAGCGGGGUGAAGGCGAAAAAUGACGCCAAGGGAGGAGCGUUAGGUAGGAUCAUGGGGGGCUUUAUCGAUUCGAGCCUGAGCUGGGAUGAUUUGCCUUGGUUAAGGAGGUGCACGAAGCUCCCUAUUAUUUUGAAAGGUGUUCAAACCGCUAUGGAUGCGAAGCGAGCUAUGGAAAGCGGCAUCGAGGGCAUUGUGUUAAGUAACCAUGGAGGAAGGAGUUUGGAUACCGCACCGGCCCCGAUACUUGUUUUACUUGAGCUGCAGAAGUGCUGCCCGGAGGUUUUCGACAAGAUGGAGGUGUUUGUCGAUGGCGGGAUCAUGCGCGGGACGGAUAUCUUCAAAGCCUUAUGUCUGGGCGCCAGGAGCGUGGGGAUUGGGAGAGGCUUCUUGUUUGCACUCAAUUAUGGACAAGAUGGGAUAGAAAAAUACGUUGAUAUUCUGAAAGAUGAGCUGGAGACUACGAUGCGCAUGAUGGGUGUCACAGAUCUCUCGCAGGUUCAUCCGGGCCUGCUGAACACUGGAGCUGUGGAUCAUUUGAUCCCAGAUGGCAAGGAACAUCCUUACGCCAAGUGGAGACCGAGAGCAAAGAUAUAG